AUGUGGCUAUUGCUGCUAUUUACUGGACCAAUAUUGGGUGUUCCGUACAAUCAACCAAAACUUUGUGCAAAUGCAUCGUGGAAUUCCACAGCGGUAACGUUCGCGAAUAGCACUGCAGUUGGUACAACUCCCUACGGUAUUUUUGUUAAUUCAAAUAAUACCGUCUAUGUGGCUGAUCGAUUAAAUUCGCGGAUUCAAGUAUGGCUUAACGGGAAUACGACACUCACAAGAACUAUCUCUGGUGGUUUGAGCCUGCCUUAUAGUCUUUUUGUCACGGACAACGGUGAUAUUUAUGUCGACAAUGCCAAUACAAAUCAACGGAUUGACAAAUGGGGAUCAAAUUCAAAUAGUAGCGUGCCAGCGAUGUAUGUUUGCGCACAAUGCUAUGGUGUUUUCGUCGAUAUCAAUAAUAUGCUUUAUUGUUCGAUGUAUGCUUCACAUAAAGUUAUUUCACAAUCAUUGAAUAACAGCGUAAAUAUAUGGAAUUUGGUUGCUGGCACGGGGACCGCUGCAAAAACACCGCCUACACUUUAUAAUCCUCGCGGAAUCUUUGUCGAUAAUAAUUUAAAUUUGUAUGUGGCUGAUAGUACCAAUGAUCGAAUUCAAAUAUUUCCAUCAGGACAAUUAAAUGGAACAACAAUAUCAACAGGAACUAUCGUAAUAAAUAAUCCAACUGCAGUUGUUCUCGAUGCUGAUGGAUAUGUCUUUAUUGUUGAUAGUAGUAAUCAUCGUCUUAUUGGUUCAAAUGCUAACGGAUUUCGAUGUAUUGCAGCUUGUUCUGGACAAGGAUCACAAUCUUAUCAAUUAUCGAACCCAUUAACUCUUAGUUUUGAUAGUUAUGGAAACAUAUUUGUUACUGAUCAAACCAAUAGUAGAAUUCAAAAAUUUCUUCUCAUCACAAAUUCAUGUAAUGGAACGACAACAAAUACAACUAUAACUUCAAUCAAUACUACUCAAUCAGUUCCUCUUGUUACAAACUCGACAACUGCAUCAUCUUCAAAACCUCUUUCGUACAAUCUACUAAAAUUCGCUACAAAUACUUCUUGGAGUGCUAAUGGAAUAACUUUCGUCGAUUCAACCGUAACUGGAGCAUUUAUUUAUACUGUAUUUAUUGAUACUAAUAAUACUAUUUAUGUGUGUGAGUGGAUUGCAGCUCGUAUUCAAGUAUGGCAUGAAGGUGAUACCGCACCCACAAGGAACAUCAGCGGUGAUUUAAUUCGUCCAUAUACUAUGUUUGUGGCUCUUAAUGGUGACGUUUAUGUUGAUAAUGGUCUUUCAAAUAGUCGCGUCGAUAAAUGGACAACAAAUUCAACUGUUAGUGUUCCGGCAAUGAAUGUAAAAGCCGCGUGUUGGGGACUUUUUCUCGAUAUUAUGAACAAUCUUUAUUGUUCAAUAGCUGCAACCGAUCAAGUUGUUGUGAAAUCAAUGACUACAAAUUCAGACAUGUGGAGAGUUGCUGCUGGUUCAGAUUGUGCAGUGCCAACAACAAAUACACUUAGUAGUCCUCGAGGAAUUUAUGUUGAUACAGAUUUAAAUUUAUAUGUUUGUGAUUGUGGACAUAAUCGAAUUCAAUUAUUUUUAUCAGGACAACUAAUUGGACAAACGGUUGCAGGUACUGGAGCAACAGGAACUAUUGAUCUCGCUUGUCCUACUGGAAUUACUUUGGAUGCUGAUGGUAAUCUAUUCAUUGUGGACUAUUCUAAUCAGCGUAUCGUUGCGUCAGGACCCAAUGGAUAUCGUUGUUUAAUUGGAUGUAUAGGUACUGCUGCUGCGACGUCAAAUCAGUUAUCAAAUCCAACAUUCGUAACUUUUGAUACUUAUGGAAAUCUAUAUGUUGCCGAUGAUUGGAAUAGUCGAGUUCAAAAGUUUCUUAUAAUAAAUACUUUUACUAGUGUGACUGUUAAUCAACCAAAUUUUUGUCCAUCUACAACUUGGUAUACAGCAGGUAUUACAAUUACCAAUAGCAGUACAGUUGGCACACGUCCAUAUGGUGUUUUUGUCGGUAUUAACAAUGCUAUUUAUGUAACGGAUCAAGAUCAUGAUCGGGUUGUUAUGUGGUCCGAAGGAAGUAUUAACCCAAAUAAAAUUUUUUCUGGUGGUCUCAAUGACCCAUAUGCUGUUUUUGUUAUUCCGAAUAAUGACUUAUAUGUUGAUAAUGGUAUAAGUUAUAGUCGAGUCGAUAAAUGGUCAUCGAAUUCAAAUACAAGUACUCCUGCAUUGACAGUUCCCCAAGAAUGCUAUGGGCUUUUUAUUGACACUAGCAAUGUUAUUUACUGUGCAUCAACUGCUGCUAAUAAAGUUGUCAAGAGGUGGUUAAAUGACAAUGUAACGACAUCAUCAAUUAUUGCUGGUACAGGUACUGCAGGAGCAACUGCAACUACAUUAAAUCGUCCUGUCGGAAUAUUUAUUGAUACUCAAUUUAAUUUAUAUGUUGCAGAUUCUGCUAACAAUAGAAUACAAAUGUUUCCAUUAAACGUUUUUACUGCAGUAACAAUAGUAGGCGCAACUGCACCAGGCACAAUUACACUUAAUACUCCAUAUGGAAUAACACUUGAUGCAAACGGAUAUCUUUUUAUUACUGAUUAUAAUAAUAAUCGAAUAAUCGGAUCAGGACCAUAUGGUUAUCGAUGUUUAUUUGGAUGUACAAGUGUUGCUGGUUCUGCAUCGACUCAAUUACAUUUCCCAUCAAGUUUAAGUUUUGAUACUUAUGGAAAUUUAUUUGUUGCUGAUUAUUAUAAUGGUCGUAUACUAAAGUUUAUAUUAACAUCAAAUUCAUGUAGUCUUUCUUAUAAUCAACCAACAUUUUGUUCUAAUUCUUCGUGGUAUUCUAAUGGAUCAACUUUUGCAUCAAGUAGUACAAUUGGUUCAUUACCUUAUGGUAUUUUCAUCGAUGGAAUCAAUACGGUGUAUGUAGCUAAUCGAGUUAAUAAUACGAUUCCCGUAUGGCCACAAUGGAGUAGUACACCGACAAGAUAUAUCUCUGGUAAUUUGAAUCGUUCAUACAGUAUUUUCGUUAGUAUUAAUGGUGAUGUUUAUGUGGAUAAUGGUUAUACAAAUGGUCGAAUUGAUAAAUUUACAUUUAAUACAUCAAAUGUAAUUACUGUAAUGAAUGUUAGUGGAAGUUGUUAUGGUUUAUUUAUUGAUAGUAUUAAUAAUUUAUACUGUUCACUUAAAGAUUUUCAUCAAGUUGUUAAACUCUUACUUAAUAAUGGUACAACCAUUCCGACAAUAGCAGCGGGAAAUGGUUCUGCCGGAUCACUAUCAAAUAUGCUUAAUUCUCCUCAAGGAAUCUAUGUUGAUAGUAGUUUAAAUCUAUAUAUUGCAGAUAGCGCUAACAAUCGUAUUCAAUUCGUACAAACUGGACAAUUAAAUGGAGUGACAAUCGCCGGAAAUGGAUCAUCAACAAGUAUUAUACUCAACUAUCCAACCGGAAUUGUUCUUGAUGCUAAUGGUUAUUUAUUUAUUGUCGAUAGUUAUAAUCAUCGUAUUGUUGCUUCAAGUUCUUCUGGUUUUCGAUGUUUAGUAGGAUGUUCAGGUGGUGGUUCAACAUCCUCUCAACUAUCUUAUCCACAGAGCAUGGCUUUUGAUAGUUAUGGAAAUAUAUAUGUUACUGAUCGAAAUAAUAGUCGAGUGCAACAAUUCACUCUUCAAUCCAACAGCUGUGGUAAGUUUGUUUGUGUAUAA
This is a messenger RNA of Adineta steineri, 3684 nucleotides long. The record is from the annotation of a GenBank genome assembly. Lineage: Eukaryota; Metazoa; Rotifera; Eurotatoria; Adinetida; Adinetidae.